Trichomycterus rosablanca is the source of this 819-nucleotide messenger RNA. RefSeq names its product protein DVR-1-like. The coding region runs from base 1 to 819 and encodes 272 amino acids. The transcript is spliced from 2 exons. Gene Ontology annotation, biological process: gonad development. The record is from RefSeq and is a predicted model, not a curated record. NCBI's taxonomy places the organism in Eukaryota, Metazoa, Chordata, Actinopteri, Siluriformes, Trichomycteridae. Gene Ontology annotation, molecular function: growth factor activity.
AUGUUCUUAUUCUUGUGUGAACUACAGAAGUUUUUAAAUGAAGUCCUUCCCCAGAGAAAUCCAAAGUUACACGGUGUGACUACCAAAGUCAGUCCCAGUGUUCUUCACUCCCUGCCUCCUCUAACACUUGGAGUGUCAUCAAGUAAGUCACUUCUUUUAGAACUAGUAACCUCCUCAGGACCGACAGUGUUCUCUUUCCCUCGGGAAAGCCAGGGACUAAGGAACAACAAAGGGAUGCUGGACCUAAAUCCAUUAAUGCUGUCAGUCCUAAAAGCACGACUGGAUGAGGCUUUAGCUCAAGUGCGUAUGGAGAAAGCCGGACAAGAUGUGAUGGAUAGGUUAAAGAUUCUAAGUGUACUUAGUGCACUUCCUGAAAAUGGAGGAGAAUGUGAAACAGGUUUGGAAAACUCACAUGAGGUCCAGUACAGAGCUUUCUUAUUGCUGAAGGCCUUACAGGCUGUGUUAAGUGCCUGGGCAGUGGAAAGAGCUCAACGGGCAGCCCGAGCUGACCAGGAGAAUCCCACUAAACCUUUUCAGUGUCGCCUUCAGAGUUUUACUGUGUCAAUGGAUAAGUUCUUUUUGGAGCCCUCUAGAGCAAACAUUAACAACUGUGAGGGAGAAUGUGGUUUCCCACUGACAAAUGGCAACAACCAUGCUUUUCUGAUUAACAGUCAUAUACAGACUGGGCAGCCCUCAAAUCGCUCGCUUUGCUGUGUGCCAGUGGCCUAUGAUGACCUUGGUGUUAUUGAACUGCAUGAUAAUUUCACCGUUAUCUCUUACAAGACCAAUAUGGUAGCCAAGGAGUGUGGCUGUCGCUAA